Messenger RNA from Sphenostylis stenocarpa, 420 nucleotides. NCBI's taxonomy places the organism in Eukaryota, Viridiplantae, Streptophyta, Magnoliopsida, Fabales, Fabaceae. The record is from the annotation of a GenBank genome assembly.
AUGAAAAGAGACAUGGUUACGCCGGCAUCUUCGCUGUUUCUGUCGUGUUGUCGCGCGUAUCAGCUGAAGCUAGCAAGAAAGAUGGUGAAGGGACGCCAAGGAGAGCGCAUCAGACUCUAUGUUAGGGGUACGAUCCUUGGAUACAAAAGGUCCAAGUCAAACCAAUAUCCCAAUACAUCCCUGAUCCAAAUUGAGGGAGUGAACACCAAAGAAGAAGUAGGAUGGUAUGCUGGCAAGCGAAUGGCCUAUAUUUACAAGGCUAAGGUGAAGAAGAAUGGAAGCCAUUACCGCUGCAUAUGGGGCAAGGUUACAAGGCCUCAUGGCAACAGUGGUGUUGUUCGUGCAAAGUUCAAAUCAAACCUUCCUCCCAGAUCAAUGGGAGCACGUGUAAGAGUGUUCAUGUAUCCAAGUAACAUAUGA